Messenger RNA from Linum trigynum, 5062 nucleotides. The record is from the annotation of a GenBank genome assembly. NCBI's taxonomy places the organism in Eukaryota, Viridiplantae, Streptophyta, Magnoliopsida, Malpighiales, Linaceae.
UAAUCAAAUAAAAAAAUCAACUCAUAAACAUGGUCUAAGCCGAUAAUAACAAACAAAAAAAAGAUAGAAGCUUCAACACAAAUGCAGUUAAUUGUCCACGUCUUUAAGCUACAAACACUCACUGAACACUUAUGAAGUCAAACAAUAGAAUAGCCAAACUAGAAUACAAACAAGUAGAAGUUAACAAGCAAUAGUAGAAGACAGUGAACAUCAAGGUUGUCAAACCGGUUUGUGCCGGUGUGCCCAUUUAGCAAGUGGAAUGGUUCGACCGGUGGUACAUACCGGUUUGUGCCGGUUCAUGCCGGUUAAUAUUACAAAUAAUUUACAAAUACUCAUAUUUUAAGCACGGCAUUUAACGUCAAUAACUAAAUAUUUGUACUUGAAUCCAACAAAUAACAUCAACAUUUAACUUUUUAACACAUAAAAUAAAUAAUAAAUUACUUUUUAUCAAAUAAAUUCACUAAUAUAAGAUCAUUUUACUUAGAGAUUCGUAUAUCGAUCAUGCCGGUCAUACCGGUGGUGUCAUACCGGUUUUAUGACCGGUACAGGUUGAACCAGGUUCAACCAGUGGCACGCCGGCCGGCGUGACAACCAUGGUGAACAUAGGAUAUAGAUAUUCCGCUAUAAAUAUGAAUUAAAUUUUGCAAUUAUCAUCAAUAAUCAUAGUUUGAGAAUAUAUUAAUUCAAAGUUGGCUAGGAAGUAGUAAUUUUUAAAAUUUCUUAUUGAAAUUGGGAGAAUUUUCGAUGAUUUUUAGGAUUUCAUUUUAGCUAAAACUAUAUGUUAGAGACUUAUUGGUUUGAUGCAGUGUUAUUAAAGCCGAGCCGAGCUGCUCGGUCCGACCGGUAAAAUCGCCACCCGGUCAUAAAAUCGGCUCGAAACAGUCUAAAAGCCGCUCCGGUUUUAUGUAGCGGUUGGCGAGCGGCCGAGGCGGUUAACCGUUCGAGCCGAUUGAGCCGCUGGUCCGGUUUUUACCAUUCAACCACUAAAUUUAAUAAAAAAAAUUGCAGAAAAUUGAAAAUUGAAAUAAACAAAAAACGUAGGGCUCUCAAACUGAAUCUUUAUUUCCAUUUCACAAUUUCGAAGGAAAGAGAUGAGCUCUGAUUAAUAAAUGUCCAUUAUUUAUACUGAUAACGUUUAUUAGGUACCGGUUCUCUAACGGUUUUUAAACGGUCUAAUGUCGGUUGGACCACUAAAGUGCGAGCCAUUCGCAUUACCUGGUCAUGCUCCGGUUCGGUUAUGACAACAUUGGUUUGAUGUUAACAAAUUAGGUGGAUAGAGGCAGAAAAUCUCUCUUCCCACUUUUUCAUUAGGCCGAGUACAUGAGCCCAACUGAAAGGCAGAUAAGAUCCAAAUUAAAAAAGGCCACGGCCCAAUCAUUGUCAUAAUAAACCAUACUCGCCUUGGCGCCUCCGGCCCAAUAUCUUCUCACCGACUGCUACGAUUGGCCGUUUUGCCUUCUGCGUUUGUCAGUUAUAAUCGUUUCUCUCUCCCGGCUUUUCUCCGGCCAUGGUUCCCAAUUCCCCUGUUUCUGACAUUUAUUACGAUCCCUUGACUGCUUCUCCUCCUCGUAAUAAUUCCGCUAGAAUUCUUCACGAAACCCCGCCGAUACCUUGCCUCCUCACCCAGCAAUCCCAUCCCCUUGAACUCCGUUUGAUGGGUCGGGAUAAAAUCGAAGAAAAAUUCGACCCAGUUUGGGAACUCUUGUUGAAUCGCUACCAGGUGGCGGCAUCCUCGGAAAGCCAGGGCACGCAAUUGAAAGCUUUGAUCGAGUUGACCCGUUACUCUGAUCAUGCGCCGGAGCAUAUCCUGGCUCGGGCGAUACCAACUUUGGCCGGACUUCUUCUCAGUAACAAUGGCUCGACCGAUUCAGUGAAGGAAGCCGCCGUGUAUUGCUUAAAGCGCAUCGCUUUUCGAGGUGAGGGUUUCUUGGCUAGAGAGAUUGGUAAUUCUGGCGCUAUCCCUUGUCUGUUGAGGUUGUUGCCUCUUUCCAAUGAUGGGUUUCAAAGGGUUCUGAUUAAGUGCGUUUGGUGCCUCGUUAAUUCCGCGGACGAAAAUCGUGUUACUGUGGCUAGAAAUGGUGGGUUGGAGAUCAUUUUGGGUAUGCUGAAUUCUUGUGUAGAAGAUAGUGGAAACGAGAAGUGGGUCUAUCUGCUAGAGAUUUUUAGUGCGUUGGUAUUGUUGAAAGAAGUCAGAAAGAGGCUUUCCGAGUUGAAUGGGAUUAGGUUCCUCAUUGAAUCGGCUAAAUGUGGUAGGAUGAAAUCCAGGGAGAGAGCUUGUCAGGCCAUUGGAUUGCUUGGUCGUUCGAGGCGUGCUCGGUGUAUGCUUGUCGAUCUAGGAGCAAUUCCUGUAGUCAUUGAGCUGUUUAGGAAUGGGAAUGGUAAAACGAAAGUUACUGCUGGCAAUUCACUUGGCAUCAUAUCAUCACACAUUAAUUUCAUUAGGAAGGCAGCUGAGGCUGGGGCUAUACCACUGUAUGCUGAGCUGAUUCAGGGACCUGACCCUAUUGGUAAAGAGAUUGCAGAGGAUGCAUUAUGCAUAUUAGCCAUUGCCGAGGAGAAUGCGGUCGCCAUUGCUGAUCAGUUGGUCAGGAUCUUGAGAGAAGGUGACGAUGAAUCGAAGGUUGCUGCCUCUUAUGUCUUCUGCAAUCUCGGCACUUAUGAACCCUCUGCUUCGAUUGUUAGAAACUCUGGUGCAAUUUCUAUUCUGGUUGACCUUUUAAGACAUGGAAAUCUGGAUGUUAAAGGGAGUGCCUCCGGGGUGAUUUGUCAGCUUAGUUAUGAUCGGGCCAAUCGAGAAGCACUGCUCGAAGCUGGUGCGGUUCCGAUUCUCAUUGGGUUGCUGGGAGAUCAUUCGGAGGACGUGAACCUGAGAGAUAAUGUUGCAGAGGCACUUGUAAACUUUUCUCAAGAUAUGGAGCAAGGUGACUUGGUAGCUGAGGUGGUUAAUGGUCCUUCAUUCGAGAACGUACAUACUAGGGUUGGAAGACUCCGGUCCUCUGAUGAGCAAACGGUUAGCUCUUUGAGACAUCUUAGCGUUGAGCAGCUCAGUUAUAACCCUGAACUUGUGUAGUUGGAUACUUUAGAGCUUGUUGUAUCUUUCCCCCCCUUGUGGAUUGUGCAAUGUUGUAUUUUUAGUACAGAAGUAAUAUGUUCACAGUGAUAGAGAACUGUUGAAAAUAGACUCUUCAUAGUGAUGAUGUGUUUCAAGUUUCACAGAGUUAGUGAAUAUCUGGCAGGUAGUAUAAAAGAAAUAGUCAAGAAUAUUAUGUUGCCAAUUCAAGUUGAGCAAGAUUCAAACGUUGGAGGCCAUUAGUCAAGCUCAAAUACCUUGUGUGCAGAUUUCCCUUUUUGUAACAGAAUUGUCUUGUAGUUUUUGGUUGCACCUUCUCAAUCUUGUUCCAUGAAUUGACUGAUAAAUGUUGACAGAUAGAAAGAAGGGUUUAUAGUCACCUCGAAACUUUCACAGGCAGAAUAUAAUCAGCUGCAGAGAAUCAUUGCUGCCAUUGCCAUCCCUUCGAGAUGGAUGAGGUUGUCCUGAAACUGGGAAUACUAUCAGGGUAUUAUUCAACUGCUCCCACCCAAAAAGAAAGCCUGGUGCUUGGAGACGGAGGGAAAUUAUGGAGAAACAUUUGAACUCAUGGAUACAGAACUGCACUAGAAGCCAUGGAAGAAGGGAACAGAACUUCUCAGUGACAAAUGCUGUGAGAAAGAUGGGUCCUUUGCUUAUUUUGCUGUCUAGUUUGAACAGAAAACUUGCCAAUCGUACUGUUGCAUUGAUACAUAGACAACAUGAACAAACAACAUAAGGCCAUAUAUCUUCAACUAAUCCUGAAGCUGUUGUUGUUGGUAGUGUGGUGAGUGUCCAGUCAUAAUUAGGAGAAUGUUGUGGAGUAGCGAUCAGAAAAUUAAGAAGUUUCCUUUUAAGUUUUGCGAAGGAAGGGACUAAAAGAAAGCAAGGGAAAGUCUGUGAUUUGGUGUCAACUGGUGUUGGUUCCUGUUCCCCUGAAGUUGCCAAUACAACAAAAGCAGCAUUCCAAAUGGCCAAUAGUUCACAAAGUUGAUGAGAAACGAUGAUAAAGGGAGGAAAAGACAACUCAGAAAGAAAAUGGCAAGGCUUGGGAGGAAAUUACAAUGCCAUAUCAGAACUGCAUACUUAGUUUCAUAUAAGUGGUCUUGUCAAUUGUUAAUGGGAAGUAAUGAUUUAGAAUAAGAGGAUCCAUUAGAUAGAGAAGAAGAUAAAAUCAUUCAUAAAUUUAUCUAGAUGUAAUGUCAUUUUACCUAAUGGGUCAUUUGGACUCUCAAUGUGAGAAUGUGAUGUGGGGAUUUGGGUAGAAUUUUCAUAGUGUGGAAAUUUACAUAAAAUGUUAUAUGGAAAUGUUAGAGAGAGUUGGUAUUCGGACUAUUUUGUUGAGAUUGUUAUACUGUUUUUUAGUUUUAUCUUUGAAUAGUAAUUUUUGCAUUAAAAGAAGAGGGGUAAGUGACAUUUCCUUUAAAUUUUGACUAUCUUUUUAAUGGUAAAAAACACAAACACAAAUACCAAAAUUUGUAUUCUAUAUUUAACGAGCCGACCUUUACCAUGGUUCGGCUCGGCUCGUUAGAAUAAUUUCAAGCUCGAGCUCGGCUCAAAUUCAACACGAGAUUUAAUAGGUAAGCUCGAGCUCAGCUCGUUUACAAAAAUAGAAGCUCGAGCUCAACUCGCCAAAUGAUCUUAAUGAGCAAAAAAUUGAGUUUAGGUGAUAAAAGGUCGAUUGUAGCUCAAACUCGAGUUCGAACUCGGUUCACAAGACACCAACAACAAACACUUAAAGGCUUUCGAGCUUGUUCGUGAGCCUAUCAAACUAAACAUGUCAAGGCUCGAGCUCAGCUCGUUUACAGACAGGCUUGUUCGCGAACCGACUCGAUUAAAAACGAGUCGAGUGUCGAACGAUUUAUUCUCGAAUCAGAAGCCGAAUUAUUCAUGAGCGGUUUGGUUUAUUAACACCGCUAAUUACAAUGCAUCAAUUAACCCCUCAAACUAAAAUUUGUUGUUCCAUCCCACCCAAAAUCAAAAGUGCAUUGGCAU